Molecule: messenger RNA, 1326 nt
Organism: Hansenula ciferrii
Lineage: Eukaryota; Fungi; Ascomycota; Saccharomycetes; Phaffomycetales; Wickerhamomycetaceae
Gene: TYR1
Product: prephenate dehydrogenase (NADP(+))
Exons: 1
Coding region: 1-1326 (441 amino acids)
Biological process (GO): L-tyrosine biosynthetic process
Molecular function (GO): prephenate dehydrogenase (NADP+) activity; NADP binding; prephenate dehydrogenase (NAD+) activity
Source: RefSeq, a predicted model, not a curated record
AUGGCUAUUGGACAAGAUUUGCUGCUUGAAUGGAAGAAUUCCAAAAUCAUCGGGAUUAUUGGUCUUGGUGAUAUGGGUUUACUUUAUGCUAGAAGAUUUUCUCAAGAUGGUUGGAAAGUUGUUGGAUGUGAUCGUGAAGACCAAUUUGAAUCAACUAAGGCCAAAUAUAAGGAUGAACAAUUUGAAAUUUUAUUGAAUGGACAUCAUGUUUCAAGAGUUAGUGACUACGUGAUUUAUAGUGUUGAAGCUGAGAACAUUAAGAAUAUAGUUAAAGCUUAUGCCCCUUCAACAAAAGUUGGUGCUAUAGUAGGUGGUCAAACAAGUUGUAAAGGUCCAGAGAUUGAAGCAUUCGAAGAGUAUUUACCAAAAGAUGUUGAUAUUGUUAGUGUUCACUCUUUACAUGGACCAAAAGUUAAUACAACGGGUCAACCAUUGGUUAUUAUUAAUCAUAGAGCAUCACAGGAAUCAGUGAAUUUUGUGAAGUCUUUAGUAUCAUGUUUAAAGUCUAAAGUUGUUGAGUUGACGGCUGAUGAGCAUGAUAAGAUCACUGCUGAUACACAAGCUGUUACACAUGCAGCAUUUUUAAGUAUGGGUGUCGCAUGGCAUAAAAUGAAAUAUUAUCCAUGGAAAAGUACAAGAUGGAUUGGUGGAUUAGAAAACGCUAAAAUAAAUAUAUCAUUGAGAAUAUUUUCAAAUAAAUGGCAUGUUUAUGCGGGUUUAGCUAUAACGAAUCGCUCAGCUCACAAACAAAUCAUGCAAUAUUCACAAUCUGCAACUGAUCUAUUUAAACUUAUAAUUGAAGGUAAACAUGAUGAGUUAAGAGAAAGAUUAUAUAAAGCAAAAGAAUUUGUGUUUGGACAUUUAGGUGAAGAUCAUGAGCUGCUGUUGGAUGAUAAAUUAUUAGAGAAAUUUUCAUUAAAUAGAGAACCUCCAGGUCCACGUCAACCAAAUUCACACCUUUCAUUAUUAGCUAUUGUUGAUAGUUGGUAUCAACUUGGUAUAGUGCCAUAUGAUCAUAUGAUUUGUUCAACACCGUUGUUUAGAAUUUUAUUGGGUGUUUCAGAAUAUUUGUUUUGUACUCCAGGAUUAUUAGAAAGUGCAUUGAGUGAAGGUGUCACAGAAACUGCAUUUAGACCAGAUGAUUUGGAAUUUACUAUAUCCGCUAGAAAUUGGAGUAACUUAGUUUCAUUUGGUGAUUUCCAAUUAUAUCGUCGUGAAUUUGAAGCAACACAAGAAUUUUUUGCACCAAAUUUUGAGGAAGCUACUAAGUUGGGUAAUGACAUGAUUAAAACCAUCUUGAGCCAUAAAGGGGCGGACAAACAAUAA